CGGCGAUCCACGACUUGUCCCCUUACCACAUGUUCGCUGUGCUAGACAUCGAUAUUCGUCCGGGGAUAGGACUGGGGAUCUUCGAGAUUGGCUCAUCGCUGUGGAGCGUCCUAGAUAUGCUUCGGAGAAUGCAGACCACCUUUCCGCAAGUCGACAUUAAAUAUGAUCCCGACGGUUCGUCUACAACUCCAAUCGUGCUGCAUCUACGGCCCCACUUGGAUCUCUUGUUUUCUGGAAAGCACCAACGUCUUCGAACAAUCUGUCUACGUAAACUACGAGACCCUAAUCCUCCCCUGACCCUUCGCUACAAGGAUGCAUCAAUUUUGUCUUCAGACAAAGUGCUUCGGAAAGUUGAUGUCCGACGUUUCUUUGGACCCACAUAUCCCGGCGAUGACUUGCGAUAUCCGGGACUAUGGUUCAGUUUCGACGAGGAUGGAAUAACUGAAGGAAUCAAAGCAGUUCAAUCCGACGAUAGGACGCAAGAGGUGAAGCGAGUGUUCAUUUCUCAAAAAGAAACGAACAAAGAUCAAGCCGAUGCCUUGGACGAAGUUCAGGAAUGCCCCAUCAUGGAUGGCGAUGUUGCUUUGGCCGUCGUGAAAGUAAAGGAUGGUGUUACACUUCAUUUUCAUCCUUUAGGUUCAAAAACAUUGCACGUCCGGAUAGGUCAGACAACUGCACAGGACCUCAACAUUGGACUCGGGCCGCCACUUCGCGUACACCAUAAGGAAGAUGAGCGAAUGUCUAUACAUUCAAGCAACCAAAUCUCUGAUCUUGGUACAGAGACCGGAUAUUUCUACAACUAUUUCCACCACGGAUUGGACUUUCUUAUUUCCAGUACAAGCCAUGUUGUUCAGAAAAUUGUCCUACACACAAAUAUCCCAGGAUCGCCCCUAUUUCAACGUUACAAAAGAUGCAACUGGGAAAUAGAAAGCUCCCCAGAGGAUGACGAAGACGACAGUCCGCCGCGAAAGCGUUUCUAUGAUAGGUUCGAGACGAUAAGCCACUUCCUCAGUCCACAUGAAACCCCGCCUUCAAUGCUGUUAGAUCGCACAGACGACGAGGAAUCUAUUACGCUACCAAGUUCAACGACCCGUCUUCAUGGUUACGAUGGUAUCAUCCUGGAGGUGACAGAACCCUCGCAGGUUGUGUCUGUCAUGCUCUUUUGAAAGCAAGCACCACUUAUCAUACCUUCUGUACUUUUAUCCUUCGUUGCUGUAUUAUAUGCGCGACGGUGUCAAUAGUCUUAGGGAAAUCGAGCUCCAUUUUUCCCCGAGACAUUAUUUAUAGAUGAAUACCAGCUUCGUUGGCGCUCUCUG
This is a messenger RNA of Guyanagaster necrorhizus, 1316 nucleotides long. RefSeq names its product UPF0183-domain-containing protein. Bases 30 to 1166 code for a protein of 378 amino acids. The transcript is spliced from 8 exons. Gene Ontology annotation, biological process: Golgi to plasma membrane protein transport. Lineage: Eukaryota; Fungi; Basidiomycota; Agaricomycetes; Agaricales; Physalacriaceae. The record is from RefSeq and is a predicted model, not a curated record. Gene Ontology annotation, cellular component: trans-Golgi network.